Necator americanus (New World hookworm) is the source of this 297-nucleotide messenger RNA. RefSeq lists its product as uncharacterized. NCBI's taxonomy places the organism in Eukaryota, Metazoa, Nematoda, Chromadorea, Rhabditida, Ancylostomatidae. Gene Ontology annotation, molecular function: thiamine binding; thiamine diphosphokinase activity. The coding region runs from base 1 to 297 and encodes 98 amino acids. The record is from RefSeq and is a predicted model, not a curated record. The transcript is spliced from 3 exons. Gene Ontology annotation, biological process: thiamine diphosphate biosynthetic process.
AUGACUAAAGAUGUGUAUUGUCUCGAUGGCGAAAAUCUCACCUUUGUCUUGGAUGAGGGAGAAUAUGUUGUUGCUGUGGACCGUCAAUUCGUUACGGGCACUUGCGGAGUUGUACCAUUCAGCCAAAAGCAAACAAUAGUAACCAUGGAAGGUUUUCGAUGGAACCUAAAAGGUGCGAAAAUGUCAUUUGGUGGGCUGAUAAGUACAUCGAACAUCGUGGAGAAAGACGUGGUCAGGGUGAAGACGUCAGCGCCGUUGAUCUUCACUAUGGAGUUGCUGCCAAGCUCUCUUUUAUAA